GUGAGCUUCCAAAACAUCACUUGAUCACUUCUCAGGUGUGUUCAGAAUGAAGGGUUGUUAUAUAGUGCUGCUCUUCUGCCUGUCCUCAAGGACAGCUCAAACAUGCUGCACAUCCGUCGAUGCCAUGUGGAAUGAACUGAAGAUGCUGAGAGACAUGGUGGUGGAGCAGAGGGUUGAGCUGAGGGGCCUGGAGAGCAGAAUGAAAGACGUCGAGGAGAAGGCUGACGAAGACAGGGCGAAGGUUUUACUGCUGACGAUGGAACUUGGGAACAUGUCAGAGAAGGUGGAGGAGCAGAGAACCGAGCUGGUGGCCACAAGAAACAAGAUUUCUGAGCUGGAGAAGGAAAACGCAGUGUUCUCAGCAGAGCUGUCAGCUGCUGGACACAGAGUGGAAGCCAGUGAGAAAGAAGUGGAUACUUUGAAAGGAGCACUGAGCAUGACCAAGGAUCAAGUGCAACUGCAGAAGAUAACUGUGGAGAACCUGGAGAGAGCAAACACAGGCGAGACACCAGGUAAGAUUGCUUUCUCUGUUGGUUUGAACAGUCCGUUGGGGUAUUUUGAAACUGACACUGUGCUGAAGUACGAUAAAGUCUUCACCAACAUUGGGAAGGCUUAUAACCCUACAUCAGGCAUGUUCGUCGCACCCAUCAGAGGAGUUUACUACUUCAGAUUCAGCGCAUUUGGUGCCAAUAAUUCUCAGCGUGUUGGUGUUGAACUGUACCACAAUGACCAGAGAGUGAUAAGAAGUGAUGAAUAUAUCGCUGAGGGAGGGCAUAAAAAUUUGUCAAAUGCAUUAACUCUUCAGUUAAAUGAGGGAGAUUUGGUGUACAUGAAUCUUCCCAAAUGGUUAAGUUUGUAUGAUAACUCUGAAAAUCACAACACUUUCAGUGGCUUCCUCCUCUUCAGUUUGUAAGUGAUGGUCAUGUGAUCAUCACAGUGAUCUACUUGUUUAUGGUGAACCAGCACAUCAAUAAAUAUCUGAUGAUUGAA
Molecule: messenger RNA, 990 nt
Organism: Notolabrus celidotus (New Zealand spotty)
Lineage: Eukaryota; Metazoa; Chordata; Actinopteri; Labriformes; Labridae
Product: heavy metal-binding protein HIP-like
Exons: 4
Coding region: 47-913 (288 amino acids)
Molecular function (GO): protein binding
Source: RefSeq, a predicted model, not a curated record